GUGCCUCACAUGGAAUGGAUGGUCCCUAUAUUCAUUAACUCGAAUCUGGAUGAUGCAGUCACUCGUGUAGUUCUUCUGAUGGCUUCCAACGCAGUCCGAGUGUUAUCUUUUUGCUUUGAACUCCUUUUUCUCAUCCUUCAACUCCCUUUCUCUUCUGUGCUACAACCUGGCACGACCCAUGGAUUCUCAAUCCAAGAAGCAACUGUUUACGAUCUCCAACUUGCUUUCCACAAAAACCAAUUAAGCUCUAAGCAACUUGUUGAAUUCUACCACAAGCAAAUAGAAAUCCAAAACCCUGUUCUGAGAGGGGUGUUGGAGUUAAACCCAGAUGCUCUCGCACAGGCAGACAAAGCGGACCAGGAGAGAAAGACCAAGGCACCAGGGUCUCUUUCAGCACUGCAUGGAAUACCCAUUUUGGUUAAGGAUAACACUGCAACUAAGGAUAAGAUGAACACCACUGCAGGUUCUUUUGCUCUUCUGGGCUCUGUGGUGCGUAGAGAUGCAGGUGUAGUCACUAGGUUAAGAAAAGCUGGGGCUAUCAUUUUAGGGAAGGCCACACUCAGUGAGUGGUCACAUUACAGGUCAGUUGAUGCACCCAAUGGUUGGAGUGCCAGGGGAGGAUAUGGAAAGAAUCCAUACACAAUGGAUGAUCCCUGUGGAUCCAGCAGUGGAUCUGCAAUAUCAGUAGCAGCCAAUUUGGUGGCAGUUUCGCUUGGUACAGAAACAGAUGGAUCUAUUUUAUGCCCUUCAGAUUCUAACUCAGUAGUUGGUAUAAAACCAACAGUAGGACUCACCAGCAGAGCAGGGGUAGUUCCAAUCAGCCCAAGACAAGACACUGUUGGACCAAUAUGCAGGACUGUAGCAGAUGCUGCUCUUGUUCUUGAAACCAUUGUAGGAAUUGACACCAAUGAUAAAGCAACAAUCAAAGCAUCAAAGUAUAUCCCAAAAGGAGGCUAUGCUCAAUUUCUAAGGAAAGAUGGACUACAAGGAAAGAGACUGGGAGUGAUGAGAAAUUUCUAUGAUUAUGGAAAAGAUACUUUUCAGCACGAAACAUUUAAGCUACACCUGAAUACAUUAAGGGAAAAAGGAGCAAUUUUGGUUGACAAUGUGGAGAUAGAAAACAUUGAUGAAGUUUAUAGCGGUCCAAGUGAAGGUAUUGCUUUGGCAUUUGAAUUCAAAUAUUCCUUGAACGCAUACCUCAAAGAUUUAGUUGCUUCCCCGGUGAGAAGCUUGGCCGAUGUGAUAGCCUUCAACAAUAAACACCCAAAACUGGAGAAAGUUAAGGAGUAUGGACAAGAUCUCUUGGUGCAUGGUCAGAAUACAAAUGGAACUGGGACACUGGAACAAGCAUUAUUAAACUUGACAAAAUUGUCAAAAGAUGGGUUUGAGAAAGCAGUGAUAAGAAAUAAACUUGAUGCGGUUGUUGUACCUGGUGCAAUCUUUAGUUCUGUACUUGCUAUUGGAGGUUAUCCUGGAAUAACUGUUCCAGCAGGAUAUGAAAAGGGUAGGCCAUUUGGAAUUUGCUUUGGAGGUUUGAGAGGCUCUGAGCCAAAGCUCAUCCAAAUUGCCUAUUCCUUUGAGCAAGCAACCAUAAUCAGGAAGCCUCCUCCUUUUCGAAAGUUAUAAGCAAUGUUUUAUCAUUCAUGUUAUCAUUUAUUUAUGGAUUGUAAAAUUAAAGAAUGGGAUUCCUAUAGUAGUUUGAAACUUAUCUAUGACUGUAAUAUUUAUGUAU
Vigna umbellata (rice bean) is the source of this 1732-nucleotide messenger RNA. Its product is annotated as Amidase family protein. The record is from RefSeq and is a predicted model, not a curated record. Lineage: Eukaryota; Viridiplantae; Streptophyta; Magnoliopsida; Fabales; Fabaceae.